UGAAUUUGAUAUACAAUUACUUUCACUAAAUAAGAAAGUAAUCAAACAUAGAGAGUGAGUAAACUAUAUCCAUGAAUCAAAAUUCGAAUUUUUUUUAUACGCAAUUUCCAAGCAUCCUAUCCAACGGAAGGAGAUCAAGAGGAAACUCCCACAUCAAGCCAGCCUGUUGCAUCCGGUUUCCAGAUGGAAGACUCUUCUCCAAGGAUCAUAUCUCGAGAGGGUUGCUUUGCGAGUGCAGGUUAUCAGCUUCUCUGAGUAACCGUUGGGCAGCUGCAAUGCAUCUAUACAAUGACCCUACUGUUGAUGUGUCUGAAAGACCAGUGAUGUAUCAUGGUGGAGAUGUGUUGAACGAGGCAAAACCAUUACAGAUACAGGCUUCAGGCAAGCAAGACACUACCUCCACCAAAGUUGCCAAGUGA
Molecule: messenger RNA, 419 nt
Organism: Brassica oleracea var. oleracea
Lineage: Eukaryota; Viridiplantae; Streptophyta; Magnoliopsida; Brassicales; Brassicaceae
Exons: 4
Coding region: 72-419 (115 amino acids)
Source: RefSeq, a predicted model, not a curated record